Molecule: messenger RNA, 3418 nt
Organism: Nelumbo nucifera (sacred lotus)
Lineage: Eukaryota; Viridiplantae; Streptophyta; Magnoliopsida; Proteales; Nelumbonaceae
Product: putative LRR receptor-like serine/threonine-protein kinase At1g56140
Biological process (GO): protein phosphorylation
Cellular component (GO): plasma membrane
Molecular function (GO): protein binding; protein kinase activity; ATP binding
Source: RefSeq, a predicted model, not a curated record
CUUAUAUUGCUCGCAGUCACCAUUUCAUGCUCAAAGAGAAUACAGGAAAAAUGAAACCCAUAUCAAAGCUUCCUCGUUCAUUAGCGUUUGCCUUUCUUCAUAUAUGGAUUUUCUUGUUCUAUCUGGUCGAUUUAUCUGAAGCCCAACCAAAGACGGACCCGAAUGAAGUGAGCGCUUUAGACGCCAUUUUGCGAAGAUGGAGAAUCUCACCCCAACCUUCCAACUCCACUUACCAAUGGUAUACGACUGGAGAUCCCUGUAGUGGUGUUGCCCUCGCAAAUAACGCUAGCAUCAUUGAUGAUGAAGCAUUCAACGCGGGGAUUAUAUGCGAUUGCAAUUACGACAAUGGUUCUACUUGUCAUAUUAUACGCCUCAAAGUAAUGGAGAUGGGGAUGGAUGGGGAAAUUCCAAACGAGCUCCUCAACUUGACUUACCUCGUAUAUCUGAAGUUAGAUAAAAAUUACUUAACAGGUCCCCUGCCAGCAUUUCUUGCCAGAUUAACUAAAUUGAAAAUAUUGGCCGUUGCUUUUAAUUCAUUGUCGGGACCAAUUCCAGAGGAGCUUGGAACCCUUAAGGAUCUAAUUGUUUUGUCUCUUGAAUACAAUAAUUUCUCAGGGGCACUCCCUUCGCAAUUAGGGAAUUUAAUCAAUCUUCAACACUUUUACAUAAGCAGUACUGGACUAAGUGGUGAGAUUCCUUCAUCAUUUUCUAAACUAUCAAACAUGAAAAUCAUGUGGGCAUCAGAUAAUAAAUUUGUAGGAAAAAUACCUGAUUUCAUUGGAAAUUGGACAUUGCUUGAAGAUUUGAGAUUUCAAGGAAACUCUUUUGAAGGUCCAAUACCAUCUAGCUUUUCUUCCUUGACUAACUUAAAUGAAUUGAGAAUAAGUGAAUUAUCAAACACAAGUUCAACAUUGGAUUUCAUUAAAAAUAUGAAGAACUUAGUUACAUUAGUUUUAAGAAAUAAUAUGAUUUCUGGUACUAUUCCAUCAAAUAUUGUAGAAUAUUCAAAUUUGAAAAGAUUGGAUUUAAGCUUCAACAAUUUAACUGGACGAAUUCCAAGCUCUUUAUUUACCUUGCAAAACCUCAAUAUCUUAUUCCUUGGAAACAAUGGCUUAUUUGGCCCUCUUCCUGCACAAAUGGGACCAAAUCUUGUUUAUAUAGAUUUAUCGUACAAUGAACUAUCAGGAAGCUUUCCUCCCUGGGUAACGAAACCAAAUAUACAUGUGAAUUUGGUGGGAAAUAACUUUACCUUUGGUGAAUCAAAUAUUAGUAAUUUUAAAGGGCUAGAAUGUCUCCAGCGAAACUUUCCAUGCAAUAGGGGUACACCACGUUAUGCCAAAAUUGCAAUCAAUUGUGGUGGUGAAACAAUGAAAGAUACUAAUGGAGACGAAUUUGAUCAAGAAAAUUAUAACAUGAGUGCAACAUCAUACUUUGUAACAGAUAAUAGAAAAUGGGCAGUUAGCAAUGCUGGAAUAUUUUUUGAUAAAGCAAAUCUCAUUUACAUCCAUAGCACUACAAGUCCAAUUCAAGUUGGAAAUACUUCAACAGGAGCCUUAUUUCAACAAGUGAGGUUAUCUCCAGGAUCUCUAAGAUACUACGGCCUAAGUAUUGAGAAUGGAAUGUAUAUAGUAAGUCUAUAUUUUGCAGAGACAGGAUUUGAUUGGGUAUCCAAAAAUAAACGAAUUGAUUUUGUUGCUGAAUCCUGGAAGCGUUUUGGAAGGCGAAUCUUCGAUAUUUAUAUUCAGGGGGAUCUGAAAAUAAAAGACUUUGAAAUAGAAAAAGAAGCCGGUACAAUGUUUAAAGGCAUUGUAAAGGAGUUUAAGGCUAAUGUAACAGAGAACUAUCUUGAAAUUCAUCUCUUCUGGGCUGGAAAAGGUACUCAAAGAAUACCUGAAGAUGGCUCUUACGGAUCAUCCAUUGCAGCCAUCAAGUUUACUCCAGAUUUCACACCAACCGUACCUGGCAAUCCAGAAUCACCUUCAUCAAAAAGGACAGGCUUGAUUGUUUUUAUUGUAGUUGUUGUUACAAUUGUCAUCUCAACAUCUGUCUUCGCUAUCUUCUACAUGAGACGAAGGAAAAGAAAAGGCAUCCACAAGGAUGAAGAGAUUCUAGCAAUAACUCCCAGAGCCAAUAUUUUUAGUUAUGUAGAACUGAGAUCUGCCACAGAGGACUUCAAUCCCAAAAAUAAGUUAGGAGAGGGGGGAUUUGGAGCUGUUUAUAAGGGAAAACUCUAUGAUGGGAGGAACGUGGCUGUGAAACAACUCUCAGUAGUAUCCCCCCAGGGAAAGGAUCAAUUUGUAACAGAGAUUGCUACGAUAUCUGUUGUUCAACAUCGCAACCUUGUGAAACUAUAUGGAUGCUGUAUUGAGGGUGAUAAACGAGCUCUUGUUUAUGAGUAUCUUGAAAACAAGAGCCUUGAUAAGGCACUCUUUGGGAAGACUCAUCUAUAUCUUGAUUGGCCAACACGCUAUGAAAUCUGCUUGAGGACAGCAAGAGGCCUAGCUUAUCUUCAUGAGGAAUCCAAUCCAAGGAUUAUACAUAGAGAUGUGAAGGCUAGUAACAUUCUGCUUGAUGCCGAUUUGAACCCCAAAAUUUCAGAUUUUGGUUUGGCCAAGUUGUAUGAUGAAAAGAAUACCCACAUUAGCACCCGAGUUGCAGGAACAAUUGGAUAUCUUGCACCAGAAUAUGCUAUGCGUGGACACCUAACAGAAAAGGCUGAUGUCUUUGGAUUUGGAAUUGUUGCUCUUGAGGUUCUCAGUGGAAGGCCAAAUGCAGACUGCUCAAAUUUGGUUACAGAGAAAAAGUAUCUUCUUGAAUGGGCAUGGAAUCUACAUGAACAUCACCGUGAACUGGAAUUGAUGGAUCAAACACUUGAAGAGUUUGAUGAAAGUGAAGCCUGUCGACUCAUAAGAGUGGCUCUCCUCUGCACUCAAGCAUCACCAACACUACGACCUUCCAUGUCACGUGUUGUGGCCAUGCUAUCCGGAGACAUCGAAGUGGGUGAAGUCACAUACAGGCCUGGUUAUUUAACAGAUUGGCAAUUAAAUGAUAUUAUCAGCUCUCAAGCUAGCAGCAGUACUUUUUCAACGUUGAUGCCAAGCUCAACGUCAUCAAAUCCUAAUCUAACCAUGAAAGGUAAUUCCAGUCCCCCCACAAGUGUUACUCAACCAAUGCUCCAUGACAGUCAGAGAGAGUAUGUUGUUUUGACAUAAAAAAAAAAAAAGAAAAGAAAUGAUAGUGUUAAUUUCAUAUUACCCAGACCAAAUUGACAGGAAUCCAUAUUACCCAAACCAAAUUGCUCUGUUUAGUCGAUUUGAUCAUUUUGUGACAGAGGCUUAGUUUGUUUAUAGUGUUAAUUUCAUUUGUAUUGGUGUACAUGCAUGGGAGUGCAAAUAGGUUAAGUGUAAAUUCUGCUUUA